This is a messenger RNA of Somion occarium, 3680 nucleotides long. The record is from the annotation of a GenBank genome assembly. Lineage: Eukaryota; Fungi; Basidiomycota; Agaricomycetes; Polyporales; Cerrenaceae.
ACUGGCUCAUGCCGCUCAUGGUAUGAAUGUCAAUUGAACCCCGAACGUUGAACGUUGAACCUCUACUACCUACACCAUGAAAUCGCUCGGACGGUUAACAACAUGGCUUACCGAUAUCAGUCAUAUAGGCCUCCCCUUUAGAGAGUCCAGGUCUGAACUACUGCUUACCAGCGAAUAGGUCAUUGGCGACUGUAACGCUCACUGUACCGUGACAGUGCGUAGUGCCUAUCAAGGUACGCCUACCGAACAUAGACGUGUCUAACUUACUAUAAUUCGGUUUCUGGAGAGAGCCGCUCUACCAAUCUAGGUUAAUCCAGGGAGAGACUAAUGACCUUCUGUCAGUAGCAUCCAAGGGCUUCCGAAUGGCGGGUUCUAUUCUGCAUAACUUCACUCGUCUCAUGCGUACCUGAAUUCUGCCGUUCUCGCUUUUUUUUUCUCCCGCUGUCUGCGACCAUUCCCUGUAUCGCACAAAGAACGUACCAGAAUGAAGGCUUGUCAGCUUCUUGUGGGCAGAGGCUGUUGUUAUUCGUGACAGGAGUCCAUCGAUUUGGACAUUCUGUAACGCUACGCAUCUCCUGUGUGCCUGGCGCAUGUAUAUUUUCUGGACAGCUAAACGAACAGCGAGAUAUACAAGCGCGCAAGUGGAAAGAUAUAAGACCGUGACUUUGGGCUCUGGAGACCUCAGACAAUUUGUCUACACACGUCUACUUCAAUUUACGCCUCUUCCUAAGCAACGCUUCAAGUGUCAAGAUAUUUGCUAUGCCAUCCAUUUCGAGCCAAGAUCCUCAAGGGCAGCUUAUCGCUCUACACAACGCCAAUGUUACUCUUAAUAAAGGCGUUUCUGCUAAGGAAGAUUCGUGGAUGGUUCAAUGGUGCACUACCAAUUGGGCCACUCUGCUACAGCCUGCACCACUCUCCGUUGCUUUGCUCGCUUCGAUCAUCGUUCUCGCAAGCAAUGUAUCAGAUUUCAGUUUGGCGACCGAAGGCGGCCACAAAUGGGAUUUUAUUCACAACAUCAACAGUUUUAAGGGUUGUCUGAUGCAGAUGGUCAAUGCUGGCCAUGAUUCUUUCGAAGUUGCCCACUACCAGAUGGACAUCAUCGAGAAGUCUGCCUCGCUUAUGCCGGCGAAGAUAAAGGAGAUGGUCACAAUCCUCUUCCAAUCUGGCGAAGAUUUCGACGAAACUGAUGAAGGCAUAUUCCUGGAGAAGAUGGCUACUUUGAAGGAGUUAUCCGAGAAAUGUCUGAAGGCAGCUUCUAAAGCUUAUGACGGCUUCACAGAUAUGUCAGGUCUGGCUGGAGAGCUCGUAGAGGCUUGUACAGUUAGAACUGGUGCGAAUGAACAAGAGCUUGAGAAGAACACGAUAUCGGUGGAGGUUCUGAAAGCGUCCAAGGAAAGAUCGGAGACACUUUUAAAGGACACCAGGAAGUCGUUCACAAUGGUACAAGAUGCUUAUGCUAAGUCCCAGGAUGGUUUUCGCAAGGCUGCUGACAACAUUCCUACCGGUUGGGAGCUUGCAGGCAUGAGCACAAUUGACUCUCUGACCAAAUUCGCCAACACUGCCGGGAAUGCUUACAUCACGCAUCUAACGAUGGCUUCACAACUUGCGAUGCAAGGUGCUGGUGUUCUAGCUGGUUCCAUCAAUGCUAAUGCUCCGAAGACGAGUGGUGAUACUGCGACUACUCCCGGUGUUGCGCCCGCCGCUAAUGCACCCGCUGCUCACCAACCUGCAACAAACACCAGGGCGGCUGCUUUAACCGAUCCUGCUAUUCCAUACUUGCCUAUGUUCAUUGAUCAGACCAAGCUCUUCAGCCUUCUGCUGGAGGGCGGAAAGGAUGGCGGGGCAGAUUGGGCACGUAUAUCUACUUCGGACCCGACGCAGAAGUCUGGUGCUCAAUACAUCAAGAGUAAUCUGGAGGAUUUAAAGUCGAAUUUGAAGUCCGGACAGUCUAUCUCUGACGAGGUCACUCCCAUUCUGGAGGGAUUGCUGAAGGAGAUCACGUCGCUCAUCAAGACAGCCAAGUCGCAAGGGAGCGAUGAAGAGAAAGCUAAAGCUAUGAUCCCUGUUAUCAAAAAGUACAACGCAUCCUUGCAGGAACUCUAUACUCGAAUUUUGCUCGCUACCAAUAGCACGGGUGCUGUGCCUCCAACUCCUUUCACUCAACCUCCAGCUGCGGAUACCAAGUCUUCUGCGCAGUUGGCCGUAGAGAGUGCCCGUUUCGACAUCGAAACGCAGAAGGCUGUGUUGGAGAGCACGAAAGAUACGUACGAGAAGUUAACCACGGAGAUGAAUGGCCAAGAGAAAGCCUUGACAGAGACAAUCAAGAAUUUGACCGCAUUGAACUUGCGCAACUUGACUCUCGACAAGAUGCUUCCGGUUCUUCGUCAAGCUGUCGGAGCCUUCUCGACACUUAAGGACCAGAUUGGGACCCUUGUGCGAUUCUUCGGAUCUAUAUCCGCAUUGAUCGACGGUGUGAUGCAGCCAACUGUGAACGACCUCUUGCGGAGUGCUAAAGUUAUCGAGUCGAGCAUGGUUGCCGGGAAGCCAGUAAAACAAUAUCAUCUCGAAAAUAUCUACCAACAGGCCCAAAUUCCGAUGAAGGUCGCAAUGCUUGCUGAAAAGAUCUCAGGUGCUUACGUCCGCGUGUCCAACGAGCACAUCUUCCCGAUGAAAAGUCAGCUCGGACUUUUGAUGCAAUGGCCUCAAACGGGCGACCCGACUAUUCAGGCAAAGCUCGAGAAGCAACAGGCUUCGAUCCAGAAGCAGGCGGAGGCUGCCUCUAAAGCUAUCGGCGACAUGAUUCGAGCAGACCAGGCCGAGUUCGCGAAAAGCAUUGAUACUCGUCUCAAACAGAUCAAUAAGACAUUGGAGCCCAUUCUUCCUCCUGCACCUCGACCUGCUAUCCUCGACAAGGUGGUGAAAGAGCACGUUAAGGAUGUUGUGCAGUCUACCAAAGCAGCUGCUCAGAAGAAUCCCAUUAGCAAAGGGUUGACGCCAAGCCUGGAUGACCUGUAAUUGAACGAACGAACUCUGUUCGUCUAGCUCGUGUUAGUUUUUGAUGUAAGUACUGUACUACUAUCAUACAUGUCCGACGUUUGAAAAUCCGCGAAAACGAAGAGCAAAUAGGUUAAACGAAAAUCAAUACAUAUACCGAAGAAAUCUGACGUGAAAGAACAGAAUGAGAACGGAUAAAAUUUCGUGCAUUUGCUAAGCAUCGAAAAAUCAAAGUAAAAGAUAUUUAGGAUAUGAAGUGGUCAUUGUGAACGUAGAGUGUUGCCAGCAGCACCGACUCGAUCAAAGGAUACGAGUCCCGCUUUCGGAUAUACGUCCUCUUCACGAUCCUUGAUCUAGUAGCGGCUGAACCUCGCAGGAGCAAAGGAGGAGGCACAGGCAGAGGUCGUCGCGUUUUCAAACCCAACGUUAAUGAUGGUUGGGAACGUUGGAUGUGCGAAAGAGAUGUAGGGUCUACCCUAAGUCUCCUUGAACGACGAGGAGGGGUGACGAGACGUAUGGUUGGAGUACGGUAUAUUUCUGCCGCAUCAUCUGGUGCCGAUGUAUCAUCGAGGAUGUCCGCUGCGUAAAAUUCGAUAUUUGUCUCGGAGCAUGUCAAGUCCCCGCUCGCCAUGAGUGAGUUUGGUUCGAACGCGGUCUCCAAAGCCGAUAGCGUCUCUGGUGGUAGC